Messenger RNA from Gadus chalcogrammus (walleye pollock), 3160 nucleotides. RefSeq names its product transportin 2b (gene tnpo2b). Gene Ontology annotation, biological process: protein import into nucleus. Gene Ontology annotation, cellular component: cytoplasm; nucleus. Bases 346 to 3015 code for a protein of 889 amino acids. The record is from RefSeq and is a predicted model, not a curated record. Gene Ontology annotation, molecular function: nuclear import signal receptor activity; small GTPase binding. Lineage: Eukaryota; Metazoa; Chordata; Actinopteri; Gadiformes; Gadidae. The transcript is spliced from 24 exons.
UGGACAUGUCAAUUAAAGAUAAGCAUUCGGUACAACUGCAUUCAAACGAAAAUAUCGUAGAACAUUCUAGAAAAUAUACUGCUGCUGGUUAUGAUUUAAUGUUUCUGUCGGUGGGGUUCGACCGGCAUGAGCUUGAGCGGUGGACGGAAGCCGCGUGUAGACAUCUGCUCACCGGCGGGACGCGAACCCUCACAGAUCAGCUAGCGUAGCUCGGUACUGCUUGUAUCGUUCACCGGCCCAAUACACUCAGAUCGAUCUCUUGUUAUUGAUUACGUUGAAGGGAUAUUAAUUGUUCGGGCAGAACUCCUCGUCAGUCUCCAGGAGAGUGAUCUCAUAUCGACCAGGAUGGAGUGGCAGCCAGACGAACAGGGUCUGCAGCAAGUUCUUCAGCUGCUGAAGGACUCCCAGUCCCCAGACACCGCAACCCAGAGAGCUGUCCAGGAAAAACUCGAACAGCUGAACCAGUUUCCGGACUUCAACAACUAUCUCAUCUUUGUCUUAACAAGCCUCAAGUCAGAAGAUGAGCCGACCCGGUCCCUCAGCGGGCUCAUCCUGAAGAACAACGUGAAGGCCCACUACCAGAGCUUCCCCCCCACUGUGGCCGACUUCAUCAAGAGGGAAUGCCUGAACAACAUCGGGGACCCCUCUCCGCUGAUCAGAGCCACCAUAGGUAUCCUGAUCACCACCAUCGCCUCCAAGGGGGAGCUCCAGAUGUGGCCGGAGCUGCUGCCUCAGCUCUGCAACCUGCUCAACUCUGAAGACUACAACACCUGCGAGGGCUCGUUCGGGGCGCUGCAGAAGAUCUGCGAGGACUCGUCAGAACUCCUGGACAGCGAGGCUCUGAACCGGCCGCUCAACAUCAUGAUCCCCAAGUUCCUGCAGUUCUUCAAGCACUGCAGUCCUAAGAUCAGGUCCCACGCCAUCGCGUGUGUGAACCAGUUCAUAAUCGGACGCGCCCAGGCUCUGAUGGACAACAUCGACACCUUCAUCGAGAGCCUGUUUGCGCUGGCCGGUGAUGAGGACAGCGAGGUCCGUAAGAACGUGUGCCGGGCGCUGGUCAUGCUGCUGGAGGUCCGCAUCGACCGCCUCAUCCCCCACAUGCACAGCAUCAUCCAGUACAUGCUGCAGCGGACCCAGGACCCCGAUGAGAACGUGGCGCUGGAGGCCUGUGAGUUCUGGCUGACCCUGGCCGAGCAGCCCAUCUGUAAGGAGGCGCUGUCGGGCCACCUGGUCCAGUUGAUCCCCAUCCUGGUCAACGGGAUGAAGUACUCUGAGAUCGACAUCAUCCUCCUCAAGGGUGACGUGGAGGAGGACGAGGCGGUCCCGGACAGUGAGCAGGACAUCAAGCCCCGCUUCCACAAGUCCCGAACCGUCACCCUGCAGCAUGAAGGGGGGGAGGGCGAGGAGGGAGAGGAGGGAGACGACGACGACGACGACGACGACGACACCCUGUCCGACUGGAACCUCCGGAAGUGUUCGGCAGCGGCGUUGGACGUCCUGGCCAACGUGUUCAGAGACGAGCUGCUGCCCCACCUCCUUCCCCUGCUCAAAGGCCUCCUCUUCCACCACGACUGGGUCAUCAAGGAGUCCGGCAUCUUGGUGCUGGGGGCCAUCGCAGAGGGCUGCAUGCAGGGCAUGGUGCCUUACCUCCCCGAGCUCAUGCCCCACCUCAUCCAGUGUCUGUGUGACAAGAAGGCCCUGGUCCGCUCCAUCGCCUGCUGGACGCUCAGCCGCUACGCCCACUGGGUGGUGUCCCAGCCCCCCGACGCCCACCUCAAGCCCCUCAUGACCGAGCUGCUCAAACGCAUCCUGGACGGGAACAAGAGGGUGCAGGAGGCCGCAUGCAGUGCGUUCGCCACCCUGGAGGAGGAGGCGUGCACGGAGCUGGUCCCCUACCUCAGCUUCAUCCUGGACACGCUGGUGUUCGCCUUCGGGAAGUACCAGCACAAGAACCUGCUGAUCCUGUACGACGCCAUCGGGACCCUGGCCGACUCAGUGGGCCACCACCUCAACCAGCCGGAGUACAUCCAGAAGCUGAUGCCGCCACUGAUCGCCAAGUGGAACGAGCUGAAGGACGAGGACAAGGACCUGUUCCCUCUGCUGGAGUGCCUGAGCUCGGUGGCCACGGCCCUGCAGAGCGGCUUCCUGCCCUACUGCGAGCCUGUGUACCAGCGCUGCGUGACGCUGGUGCAGAAGACCCUGGCCCAGGCCAUGAUGUACAGCCAGCAGCCGGACCAGUACGAGGCCCCAGAUAAGGACUUCAUGAUCGUGGCCCUGGACCUGCUGAGUGGGCUGGCUGAGGGUCUGGGGGCCCACGUGGACACGCUGGUGGCCCGCAGCAACAUCAUGACCCUGCUGUUCCAGUGCAUGCAGGACACCAUGCCCGAGGUGAGGCAGAGCUCCUUCGCUCUGCUGGGAGAUCUGACCAAGGCUUGCUUCCUGCACGUCAAACCCUGCAUCGCUGAGUUCAUGCCCAUCCUGGGCACCAACCUGAACCCCGAGUUCAUCUCGGUGUGUAACAACGCCACCUGGGCCAUCGGAGAGGUGUGCAUGCAGAUGGGUGUGGAGAUGCAGCCGUACGUAGCGAUGGUCCUCAACCAGCUGGUGGAGAUCAUCAACCGACCAAACACACCCAAGACCCUGCUGGAGAACACUGCCAUCACCAUCGGGCGGCUAGGCUACGUGUGUCCCCAGGAGGUGGCUCCCCUGCUGCCUCAGUUCAUCAGGCCCUGGUGUACGUCUCUGCGUAACAUCAGGGACAACGAGGAGAAGGACUCUGCGUUCCGCGGGAUCUGCAUGAUGAUUGGAGUGAACCCGGGCGGCGUGGUCCAGGACUUCAUCUUCUUCUGCGACGCCGUGGCCUCCUGGGUCAACCCCAAGGACGACCUCAGGGACAUGUUCUACAAGAUCCUCCACGGCUUCAAGGAGCAGGUGGGAGACGAGAACUGGCAGCAGUUCUCGGAGCAGUUCCCCCCCCUCCUGAAGGAACGACUGGCAGCCUGCUACGGAGUUUAGAGCUUCCACCACACCCAGAGGUGAGCCAGAACGAGGAGGGUGAAACUCAUCCAUCUGUGUAUUGCACUGCCCUGAUCUGGGGGGGAGAGGGGUGCUAUUGGCCGCUCCCCCUGACGGACAGCCCCCACGCCCUAUGUGUGUGUCC